AUGGGCCGAUUAGAUGGAAAAGUAGCUCUCGUCACAGGCGCUGGAUCUGGCUUCGGAGCCGGCAUAUCGAUAGCCUUCGCUGAAGAAGGUGCCAACGUACUCGUCUGCGACAUCAACCAAGCCGGCGGAGAGUCAACAUGCCAGUCCAAUCCAACCGCGCUCGCCUUCCACAAAAUGGACGUUACCAAGGCCGCAGACUGGAAGUCCGCUAUGGAUGCCGCCACCCAGAAAUGGGGCAAGGUCGAUAUCCUCGUGAAUAACGCUGGCACGAGCUAUGUCAACAAGCCUACCAUAGAAGUCACAGAGGAUGAGUUCCAGCGGACAUUCGACGUAAAUGUGAAGGGUGUGUACUUGGGUUGCAAUGCUUGGGUGCCGCAGGCGAUCGAGCGAAAAGAAGGUGGCGUCAUUAUCAACAUUGCCAGCGUCGGCGCGACCAGGCCACGACCGGGUCUGGUCUGGUACAAUGCCUCGAAAGGGGCAAUAUGGAAUGCAACGAAAGGUCUGGCUGCGGAAUAUGGGCCACACCAGAUUCGCGUCAAUAGUAUCUGUCCUCUGGUCACGGGCACCGGAUUGUUCUCACACUUCACGGGUGUAGAAGAUACACCGGAAAACAGAAAGAAAUUCAUAAGCAAUGUGCCGAUGGGGCGUAUUGGAGAGGUCGGUGAUGUGGUAUCAGCAUGCUUGUUCAUGGCAAGCUCGGAAGCAAGUUUUAUCACUGGAACGAACCUUGAAGUUGAUGGUGGUCGCUGUAUCUAA
Messenger RNA from Aaosphaeria arxii CBS 175.79, 756 nucleotides. RefSeq names its product oxidoreductase ucpA. The record is from RefSeq and is a predicted model, not a curated record. NCBI's taxonomy places the organism in Eukaryota, Fungi, Ascomycota, Dothideomycetes, Pleosporales. The transcript is spliced from 3 exons. Bases 1 to 756 code for a protein of 251 amino acids.